CCGUGGAAGGGUAUGGAUCUCUUAAUCAUGCAAUUUUUGCUUAUAAAACUUUCGAUGAGAUUAUUAUCAUUAAUUUUAUGGUGAGGAUACAGAGACCAGAGAGAAGCUUCACUAGAAUCUGAGGCGCUCGGGUGGCCAUUUCAAGACCGUAGGCUGGCGGCAGAACUUCCGCUCGCGGCGUCUGGUUCCUCCGUCGCAACUCUAACCUCGACUUUUUUGCUGGAGUCUACCUCAUUUCCCAUUCCUUCAAUCCUUCUGGUGGCCUUUUUUUCGUAUUUCUAUUUAUUCAAGGAGGAAUUUUGCUUCACACAUUUCUUCAUGGGUGCUGAGGACGGGCCUGCAAUGGAGAGCAAAGUCACAGAGGAUUCAAAUACCGCAGCACUUUCUUUUAAUGAUUUGGUUCAUCAUUCAGAAGAAAAAGUUGCACACAAUUUAAAUCAUGAGGAUGCAGAGCCGAAACUUGAUGCUAGUCCUGAAGAGAUUAGAAGUAUUCUGGAGGUGAUUGCUGCCACUGGGAAGUUCUGGCAUGAUUGGGAUGAGUUGAAGAACAUGUUGUCUUUCCAACUGAAGCAGGUAUUGGCAGAAUACCCUGAAGCUCAGAUAGGCAGUGGCGCUGAACAGCAACAGAGUUCUUUGUCUGGCGAAACAUAUCGCGAGUUGGUAAAGAGAUUGGAUGAAGCUCUUUUAGGCUUUAUAGAAGGUCCUCCAUUCACAUUGCAGCGUCUUUGUGAGAUUCUUCUGAAUCCUAAAAGCACAUAUCGCAGUCUUUCCAAGCUUGCUUUGGCACUGGAGAAGAAUUUACUAGUGACCUCUACCCUCACCAUAUGCACUGAUCCAUACCCUGCAACUCCAGCCAAAAAGCCACCUGAACCUAAUAAAGUGAUCCAAGAAGAACCACAUGACCCUAACGAAGACGCCACCAAUGGAAUCAAUGAUGCAGAUGAAGAAAUGGUUGAUGCAGAGGCUGAUGAAGAUCCUCCAAACAAAGAUACAGAGAUGAAGGAAGAGAAAGGCGAAGAAGAUCUUACAGAAAACUUAGAAAAAAAUUCGGAACCUAUUCCUUUGGGGAAACCUUCCUCAACUGUUGAACAGCACGACUCUACCUGACAGGCACCAUUAAUGGCAUUUGAUUGCCCUUUUUAUAGAGUAAACAUUUGUGUAAUCUGAUGAGCUCAUAAUCCUUUUCAUGCGUACUUAUAAUUUGUGUAAUCUGAUGAGCUCUUAAUCCUUUUCUAAGUUGUUUUUAGAAAUUGUUUAAAAAGUGGUUCAACCUAUUCCAAAAAUUAUGGAAGUCAUGUAUAAUAUUCUGCAGGCUUUUUAAAAGGCUAUGGAAUAUUUUUCAUGGUAUGAUUUUAAGUUA
Dendrobium catenatum is the source of this 1360-nucleotide messenger RNA. Its product is annotated as serine/threonine-protein phosphatase 4 regulatory subunit 2-A. Bases 319 to 1107 code for a protein of 262 amino acids. The record is from RefSeq and is a predicted model, not a curated record. NCBI's taxonomy places the organism in Eukaryota, Viridiplantae, Streptophyta, Magnoliopsida, Asparagales, Orchidaceae. Gene Ontology annotation, biological process: protein dephosphorylation. Gene Ontology annotation, molecular function: protein phosphatase regulator activity. Gene Ontology annotation, cellular component: cytoplasm; protein phosphatase 4 complex; nucleus. The transcript has 9 exons.